Molecule: messenger RNA, 944 nt
Organism: Seriola aureovittata
Lineage: Eukaryota; Metazoa; Chordata; Actinopteri; Carangiformes; Carangidae
Product: troponin I, fast skeletal muscle-like
Exons: 7
Coding region: 291-818 (175 amino acids)
Biological process (GO): muscle contraction
Cellular component (GO): troponin complex
Source: RefSeq, a predicted model, not a curated record
AAAGAAAGCGCGCCAAAAACUAUCAUGGCCGCAGUGACCUGAAACCUGGGUCUGUGUACAGUCCGCAGUCAAUAGGUGCAAUACUCGAAGAAAAUUCCUGAAGCAUUUGUUUUAGGCUCAGCUGCUGCCAUCGAGCAACUGGUCCAACACACACACACACACACACACACACACACACACACACACACACACACUGAACCAACAUCUAUAAAGAGACCAGAAAGCUGUGGUAUUUCCAUUCAUCUCUCUUCGGGUCUCUCGGCCACAGGCAGGACUCAGCUGCAGUCAGGAUGGCAGAGAAGAAGAUGUCAACGAGCCGGAGGAAUCAGCUCAAGAGCUUGCUGCUGCAGAUCGGUGAGGCGAUGCUGGAGGAGGAGGAGAGGGAGGCCGAGAAGGAGAAGAUGAAGUACAUGGAGGAGAGCUGCCAGGCCCUCUCCGUCCCAGGCUGCAUGCAGGAGCUCCAGGAGCUGUGCCGGAAACUUCACAAGCAGAUUGAUUUGGUGGAUGAGGAGCGAUACGACAUGGAGAUCAAAGUGACAAAGUCCAACAAGGAGAUCAACGACCUGAAGUUGAUGGUUCAGGAUCUGAAGGGGAAGUUUAAGAAGCCUGCCCUGAGGAAGGUGCGGAUGUCGGCCGACGCCAUGCUGGCAGCUCUGCUGGGCUCCAAACAUAAAGUGUCCAUGGACCUGAGAGGCAACCUGAAACAGGUCAAGAAGGAGGUGAAAGAGGAGGAGAAGCAAACAGGCGACUGGAGGAAGAACAUCGAAGACAAGGCCGGGAUGGACGGCAGAAAGAAGAUGUUCGAGACAGACGCUUAAACAUCAGUGUGUUGUUCUGUUGAGGUUCAGUGUCAGCAUCAUUCAUUUCUGUGAUUAUGUGAGUCCACAUCGUUGGCAGUUUUUUAUAAAUGAUAAAAGAAAUAAAUCAUGUGGUGUGUUUAAGAA